Molecule: messenger RNA, 13880 nt
Organism: Chlamydomonas reinhardtii
Lineage: Eukaryota; Viridiplantae; Chlorophyta; Chlorophyceae; Chlamydomonadales; Chlamydomonadaceae
Exons: 13
Coding region: 324-13301 (4325 amino acids)
Biological process (GO): protein phosphorylation
Molecular function (GO): ATP binding; protein tyrosine kinase activity
Source: RefSeq, a predicted model, not a curated record
CUUGUUUUGUUUGCUGUCGCAAGGGCCGCGAAACAGUGUCCAUGGCAACGACCUAACCGUCAAGUCAGGACGUCGCGGCAUCUCCGACAGAACGGCCCAUUUUGAAAUACCUGUUGGUGUAGUCUUGAAGAGGUCAGUCACUGCUGAUGUCGUUAGUCGUUAGCGGAGCGAAAUUCCCAGAUAAAAGGACAACAUAUUUUCCAGGGCUGGGAGGACCGCACCAGCGCAAGCCUUUGGUUUUCAUGAGCAAAAUCUUACAGACGCUUGGCUGAUUAGAAGUGGGAGCUGUCUUGGGAGUCAGCGGGCUCAGCGAUUUCCAUAAUAUGAACUUCUUGGCUUCGGGCGCCUUCUUGAUACUGGAAACGGCGGUCUCCAAGAGCGAUGAGAAGGCAGCAGGCGACCUGGUCGAUAGCCUCAGCAGCGCUGCCGGGUACAACCACAGCGUGCUUAUAUUCAUUAGUGAAGACACAGAUGCUGCUUUACCGGAGGCGCGGCAAGUGUUCAGGCGGGACACGCUCAUCUCGUCUGCGGGGCCGUACGGCUCUUCGGAGCUGUCGCCUUUCGGUCCCUCCGCCUCGCUGCUGCCCGGACUGUACCUCGGAGACCAGCCAGGAGCUCUAGUUCUGGAGCAAAAUGCCACCCUGACACUCCAGUGGCUCGACAUACACAACGCUGUGGCAACUUUCAACCCGAGCAAUGGCAGCAGCAACGGCACCAGCAGUGGCAACAGCAGUAGCUCCACUGCAGGGCCCGCGUGGUCCCUGUCAGUGGACUCCGUGGAGCAGCCGCCCGGGUCCCGGCUGCGGCUGGUGCGCAGCGAGCUGGUGCUGCUGGACUGCGCCGUGGCGCAGGCGCUGUGGCGGGCGGCGGGGCUGCCGGCGGCGCAGCGGCCCUGGGGCUGGAACAUGACGCAGGGCGUGGCUCCCGAGGUGACUGUGUGGGAGCUGGUGCAGCCGCAGCUGCACAUGCAGCAGGUGGUGGUCACGUGCAGCCAGGUGUGCGGCACGAGCGGCGUGCGCACGAUGCAGGUGUCAACCUCCGCCCAGUGGGUUCAGGCGCUGCAGGCAGUCAACCAGCGCAGCGACGGCUGUAGCAGCUACGUCAUUGAGGUGGGGCUGCCGCGCGUGUCGCUGGCGGCUUGGGCGACUGCUACAGCCAGUGCUACUGCCGCCGGCGCGGCGCUGCUGCCGGCGGCUUCUGGUGCUGCUGCUGCAUCAGCCGACGGCGCCGCUUGGUUCACCGGCGGCAGUAGCGUGAUGUCGGUGGCUGUGCCGGUGGCUGUAUCCCUGAACGUGACCAUUCGCGGCGUGCUUGGCAGUAGCAACAGCAGCGGCGGUGGCGCUGGCGACGGCUCAGCAUUUGCUACAGCCGGCCUGCCGCGGGUGGUGUUGGAUGCGGCCUACCUGCUGUCGGUGUUUGAGGUGGUGCCGCCGGCAGUGCUGACGCUGCAAGACGUGUCCCUGGUGCGCCUCGCCUCGCCGCGGAGUGGAGUGCUGGCGGCGCCGCUCUACUUCAUCAGCAGGCCGAACUUCACAUCCCCAGAUGCCCCGCGUGUGAGGCUGGAGCGCGUCACGGUGCUGGUGCCGCAGGAUGAGCUGUCGUACGAGCUGACCUGGCUGCGGGCCUACAGCAGCGGCAGUAGCAGCACCGGCAGUGGCAGCAGUAGCAGUGCUGGGAGCGGCGGCAGCAGUGGCGGCGCCUCGCCGUCAACGAUACUGGCAUCGGGCCUUGAGGCGUGGCUGGAUUCGGUGGUCGCCGUGGCUGAGCUUGCGGGCUCUUCGGCCGGUGCCUUUCGGCUUUCAGAAUUUGUGGGCUUCGGUCUGUCAGCCCAUGACCUCACCUUCUCCAGCAACGCAACCUGGGUGCUGUCACGCGGCAACACAAGUGCCGUCGUUACCGCCAACAUGACCCGCACGCUGGUGAACAGCACGGGUGUGGCACUGGUAGCUCCGAGCGCCCUCAGCACGUACCCGCAGGCGGUGCUUGUGGCCUCGAGCGGCGGGCUGGUGGCGGUGCUAGAGGCUAGCGACCUGCCGGCGCCGCCGCACCCGCGCUGGUCGUCCUCCUCCCUGUUGGGUUCCUGGCCGCUGCUACUGCCGCUCCAGACGGCGGUGACCAGCAACGCGCCCUCCGCAACACCGCCUGCGAGUGCUACUGCCGCCAGGAAGACCGCAGCUGCAACGGCGCCGGCGGCAGGCGGUGGGAACAACAGCACCGGCAGUCGGCGGCGGUCAAUGCAGCAGAUCGCCGGCGGCGGCAGUAGCGGUGAUGGUGGCUACAGCUCGACCAGCCUGCUGUUUGAAGCUUAUCCAGGAGCACCCACCAUUGCUGUCGUGUCGCUGCUGACGCCCGCUUACCCGCAGCCCGCGACGCCAGGCAACGGCACCAACAGCAGCACAGCUGCCAGCAGUAGCAAUAGCAGCAGAAGCAGCAUCGCCAAUGGCACUACUAGCAUCAGCACCAGCAGCGGCAGUAGCAACGCCAGUGACGCCGGUGCGUGGUACACGCCUGUGAGCGUGGCGACACAAGUGGUGCUGCAGCGCAGUGUGGUGCUGGGACCCUACAUUGACGCCGCAACGGGUGCAAUUCUUGGGCCGGUGGUCGGCGGCGCGGCGGGUGCAGCGGCGACAGCGGGUCCGCCCGUCAUGGCCGCUGCGCCGCCGCCGACAUUGAGCUUCGGCAGCGUCCGUUCGCCGUGGCUGCAUUUCUCCAAUGGCAGCAACAGCACCGGCAGUAGCAGCACCGGCAGUAGCGGCGGCGGCUACAGCCUGACGCUGCGAAACAUGACGGUGGUUGGGCUCAACAGCCCCAACCGCUGGCCGGCGCCGUACCUGGUGCAGUGCCUGGAUCUAGCGAUGUGGGCGGUGGAUGUGGAUCACAUGCCUUCGCUGACGGGGCAAGAAACCCGGGUUGCGAUCUCCGGCAGCAACGUCAGCGUAUCGCCUCAGGAGAUGGAGCUUUGGGCGUCCUGCUACACCGUCCUGACCGCGAGCGGCGGCAGUAGCGGUGGCAGUAGCAACAGCAACAGCAGCAGGAACAGCAGUAGCAGCUUGGUCAUUGACAACUACACCUUUUCGGCGGAGCUCAAGUCGGCGUGCGCGGGGCUGGGGCUGCAGGUUUUCAGUGCUGCGGUGCCGCGGACGGACCCGCACGCCUUCCGCAUCACGGCGCUGCAGGGCAUGGGCGUGCGGCUGCGUGAUGUGGUCCUGCGGGACGACAUCUCACCCUACCAGCGAUACGAUUUGGAGUACCUGCUGCCACUGCCGGCGCCGGCGCCCAAGCCGCCGCCGUCGGACGGCUCAGCCGACCUGGAGUACGGAAACACCGCCCACACCACCAAGUGGCUUGUCCCGCUGGUGGCGGUGGGCGUGGUGGUGCUGCUGUGCGCGGUGCUGGUGGCGGGGCUGGUGUAUCGCGAUCGCAACGGCCCGGAGCGCUACGUCAAUAUCCACAUGAAACGCAUGGCCUUGCUGGAUGAGGAGAUGGCAGCAUACGAGCUGGGCGCCGGUAGCGCCGGCCGUGAUGCCGGUUUUGGCGACGGCGGCGGUGGCGGGAAUCGGGGCGGCGGCGGCGGGGCGGCGGGAGCGCUGCUGGCGGCGGGGGUGGGCUCGACGGGCGUCGGUGGCAGCGCCGGCGGCGCAAGCGGCUACGUCCCCGCGGUUGAGCGGUCCUCAGACAGCCUUGGGCAGCAAAGCCGUGUCGUUACAGGCGGCACGGCGUUCUUUAGGAAGCUGUCACUUUUGCGCAGAAGCGCCACAGCGGCCGCAGCCGCCGCGGUCGCUGCGGCGGCCGCGGCGGUUACUUCGGUCGGCAGCGGUCACAGAGGCGACAGCCCGGGCGGCGGCGGCGGCGGCGGCGGCGAUGCCCAUGGUGGUAAAGACAGUGGCUUUACUCCUGACGCUGACAACCGUGAGGCUAGGACCUGGUACGCAGGAAUGGACCCUGGGGCGGAUGGCAGUGAGGCGCUGGGCGCCUCAGGACACGUCGAAGCGGCGCAGAGCAUGUACCCGGGUGAAGCGCCGUCGCCGAGGGGCGGCGCGGCCGCAGAGCUGGCGUCGCCAACAGCCAGCGGCGCGGCCGCUGGCGCAAAACGGAGGCUAUCGCAACCACGCUACCACAACCAACAAAGCCACAACGGCAACGGCCGCGCACAUGCUGUUGAUGAGAUUACGCCCUGGGAGGGUCAGCAGCAGCAGCAGCAGCAGCAGCAGCAGCAGCAGCAGCCACUGCUCGGGGCAGCAGGCAGCGGCCCGCUCCCGGUGCUCCCGCGCCCGCCCACGGCCCAGGCUCAGCGCGCCACGGAGCCCACGCUGGCGACCCACUCAGGCACGGAGACGCAGCAGGGGGCGGCGGAGCUGGCGGAAGCAGACCGCCGGGGCCUCCUGGAUCAUCGGGAGGACGGCCACCACGACAACCUUGAUCAUGAUCAUGACCAAGAUCAAGAUCAAGAUGACAACGCCGCGGCACACGUGAUGCCACCCAGCAGCACUGCGCUGCUUGCCGCCAUGGCCGCAGCCGUGUCGUCGUCAGCGCCGCCGCCGGCGCCGACCACGGCCGCAGCCGCGGCUGCGGCAGCGCCAUUCGGCAGCGGCGCCGGCAGCAACCCACCCAGCCCGCGGCAGCCCACCCGAUCCGGCCCCAACACCGCCGCUGCCGCCGCCGCGGCACCGCCCCCCGCUCAGCUCGGCUCACCGCUGGCUUCCCCUGCCGCAGCGCUUGCCAACAUGGCGCUAGGACGCGCGCGCGCCUCACCGCCGGCCAGUCCUAAGAAUAGUACUGCAGCAGACGGCGCUGCUGGCAAGCCUGGGACGCCGACGGCACGGCAGCUCCAACGGCCCCAGGACGCCGCCGCCGCCGCCUUUGGCACCGCCGCUGGCGGCGGCACCACCGACGGCGGCGCCGACGCGGAUAGUAGGAUGCUGGUGGUUCCGCUGACAGCAACCCUGACGUCUGCUUCCUCGGCUCCCAACACCUUUGGAACCGCGGCGGGUUGGACGACCACCUCGGGCUCUGUUGGCGGCGACUCCCCCGGCACCACGCAGCAGCAGCUGCCGCGGGAGGCCAAGCCCAACAACGAACGCGCUCAGCUGCCGCCACCGCCGACGCGGGCGGCGGCUCAGGCGGGCGCGGCGGCUGCAUUGAAGCCGUGGCAGCAGGCUUCCAAUGAUGACGUGCCGGCGGCGUCACAGCAGUCGGUACCGCAGCCGCUUGAAUCUGGCUUGGGUCCGAGGCAUCAGACCAGCAACCUAUCGGCAAGACAGUCGAGUGGGGAGCUGCCUGCUACUAGCAGCGGCGGCAGCGCAGCCACCGCUGCAGCAACAGUAACAGCAGUAGCGGCAGUAACAAGCGGAGUAGGACGGCAGACCAACGGGAUCAUCAGCUCCUAUGGCUCGGGCGGCACGAGCACAGGCACGGGCACAGGCACGGGCACAGGCACCAGCGGCACCGCGGGGAAUGCCGGGGGCCCCGGGGGCAUUCGGCGACUGGCGAGUGCGCAGGGCUACUCAACCGCAAACAGUGGAAGCGGGAGCUCGCAAGACGGUGCAAACGCCCCCUCAGGGCCGCCGGCCCACGUGCUGCGCGAGUCACCGCCCUCCGCGCACACAGGCCGCCGGCCCACGUGGCGAAUGUCAGCGCCGCAGGGAGGAAUGGUGGACACGGACGGUGCACUUCGCAACGCCCUCGCCGAAAUUCCGGUCACUGCCGCCACCUGUGCCAGUGCUGCGGAGACGGCGGUGCAGCACGCGUUGUCUGCGCAAGCGUCGCCAUUCGCACGCAGCCCGGUGAUGGUUAGCGACGGCGGCGGCGCGCGCUCGCGUCUGUCGCGCACGUCCGCUGCGGACCUCAGCAGCGAGAGCACAUCGAGCGACAAGACGGCCGCUGGUAAUGCGGCAGGGGCAGCAGCAGGGGCAGGGGCAGCACAGGCGCAGGCGCAGGUGCAGGCAGGUGCCGCCCCUGCCGGAGGUAUCAGCACCAGCAGCAGCUGGCGGAUGGGUGGGGCGUCCCAAACUCUGAAGGCGCUUUGGGGCGGCGUGAUGCCGACACGCGGCGAUGCCGAACGUGCCGCGGAAGGCUUCGACGGCACGGCCGCUGCCGCGAUGCUGGCGCACCGUGCAUCCGGAACUGGCGGCGGCUACAUCCUGCAUGGGGAGGGCUCUGCUGCUGCUGCCUCAGGCAUUGGUUCGCCGGUACCGCACAACAGGAGGGUGAGCGGCUCGUCUGCCUGGUCCAUGGGCCCGUCAGGGGGCGGGCUGGGAGACUCCGGAGGCAGUAGCGGCGGCGCCGCCGCUGGGAUGGGCCCAUCGGCAGCAGGGGCUGCAGGCCCCAGAGCGGCGCCCUCUCCUGCGUUCAGCAAUGCCGCGUCACCGUCACUGAGUCGCCACGGCACCGGCACCGCGGCAGUGCUGGCGGCGGCCGUUGACGCGGCGAUGGCAGCGGCGUCAGGCUAUGGGGGCAGUGGGCUGCCGCCGCCUCGUGCGCCUUCGGGCACGAGCGGAACCGGGAAGGCCGGCAUCGGCAAGAUGCUGGUGGGAUCGUUGUCCAACCUCUUCCGCGUGGACGCCCUGACGGUUGUAGCCGACGAUGGCGCCGCCCUUGCCGCGGCUCGGCGCCAGCAGGCGAAUGCGCCUGCCGCCUCCAACGCAGCAUCCCUGCACGCCUCUGCUGCCGCGGGCGGCGCGAGCCCCGUCGUGCCUUGGUCAAGCAUGCGGGCUGGAGGGGCUCCGGCAGGCGCCGCCGGCGCCAGCGCCUGGGCAAAUGCGGGGCCCGGUGGUGCCAUGCCGGCCGGCACAGCUGGCUCCAACAGCAUGCAACGGGGCCGGACGGCAGCGGGCGGCUCCAGCCUUGAGGCGGCCCUGAGUGAGCUCACCGCGGAUAUGGAGAACCGUCUGAAUGAGAACCAGCUGGUGAUCCAGCAGGUGCUGGGCUCGGGCGCCUUCGGCACCGUGUACAAGGCGCUGUGGAAGGGGCUGCAGGUGGCGGUGAAGACCAUGACGCUGACGGCGGACGCCGUGACGCAGGGCCGCCACGCGGCGCUGAUGGAGGCGGCGCUGUCAAAGUCCAUCUUCCACCCCAACGUGGUCACCACCUACACCUGCGACCUGAAGCCCAUGCACGUGGACAGCCGGCGCGGCGGCGCAAUGACCGGCCUGCAGAUCAUGAACGAGACGCAGGUCAUCCAGGAAUGGCGCCUGUACAUUGUGCAGGAGUUCUGUGACGGCGGCUCACUCCGCCACGCCAUCCAGGCGCGCUCCUUCCUCAACCCCAGCACCGGCGCGCCGCAAAUGGAGUGGGUCCUGCAGAUGGCGCGCGAGAUAGCCAGCGGCCUGCAGUAUCUGCACGAACGCAACAUCAUCCACGGAGACCUGAACCCCGCCAACGUGCUUCUGAAGCGCGAGGAUGCCAGCGUGUUGGGCUACACAGCCAAGAUCGCGGACUUUGGCUUGUCCGUGCACAUGCACGCGGAGCAGAGUCACGUGUCAAACACCAAACGCGGCACACCCUUCUACACCGCCCCCGAGGUGACGAACGCCGGCAACCUGACGCGCUUUGCCGACGUCUUCUCCUACGGCGUGGUGCUGUGGGAGCUGUACUGCAGCCGCUGCGCCUGGACCUACGGCCCGCAAGGCCGCCUGGUGCACCAGCGCGGCUUCCCGCACCUGCCGCCCUCCUGCCCGCGCUCCUACGCGCAACUGGUCAGCAUCUGCAUGCAGCCGGCGCACAAGCAGCGACCCACCUUCAAGCAGAUCGGGAACAUGAUCGAUUCGAUGCUGCGCGACCUGUCGCGUCUGGGCUCGGAGCAGGAAUGGUGGUCGUCGCUCAUGAACACACAGGCAUCAGGCAAUGGCGCGUCUGUCAACGGCGCGUCGGCCAACGGCAACAGCAGCAGCUACGGCAGCAUGGCAAACAUGGCAGGGGGGUCGCCGGACGCGCCCCUGUCGCCCCUUGGCCAGAUGCCACGGCACGGCAUGCCGGACGGCAACGCGCCUCGCAUGCACCACGCGCCCAGCGCACCAACGAUGGGUACUAUGGCGGGAGCAGGCUACGGCACGGCAGCGCAGGAAGGCGGUGGCUUUGGAGGGCCGCAGCAGCAGCAGCAGCCGCACAUGACGAGCACGGCGUCAGCGCGCGCUCUGUCACCGUUUGCGGCGCAGCAGUCCGCACAUUGGAGGCCGGGCGGCGGCGGCGGUGGCGCGCGGCAUGGCAUGGGCUUGGGCACGGAUGCAGCCUCCAAUGCUGCUGGCGGCAGUGGCAGCCUGGACACCGCCACCAGCGGAAGCAGCAAAAGUGGCGGCGGCGGCGGUGGCGAGGUGGGCAGUAACGGCCCUGAACGCCAGCAAUCCAAUGCAGACACUUCGGGCUUGCUUGCUGCGCCGGGGACCACGAACGGUGCGCACACGCCAGCGGUGGGGCCGCCACCGUACGUCCUGUCAGGCAGCCCCGUAGGUCACCAAACGGCGGCGUGGGUGGUGCCAGCAGCAGGGUCGUCAGCCAGCGAUGCUGCUCGCGGCAGCAACAGCCAGGAACUCAACAGCUCUGGCUUCUUCGGCGGGAGCGGCACAACCACACACGCUGCCAUCCACAACGUCGCACGUCAGCUGGCGCCGUCAACGUUCGGCGGCGAGGACACGAUAGCGGGCAUCCGGCUUGGGUCCUCUCCUAGCGGCUUGUCGGCGGGUGCCUCCGGCUCCGUCGGCGCGAUGCUGGGAGCGGGCAUGCUGGCGGCGACUAUGGUUGCACACGCAGUUGCAGACCCGACUGCCGACAGCCAUGCCGGCAGCAGCGACGGCGGGGCUGGCGGCAGCAGCGGAGCCACGCAAUCGCGCGGCACUGCUGCCGCCGCUGCCGCGGCAGCUGUGGCAGGUGCCGACAGGGGCGGCGCGGGUGGCUUCGCCACCGUCAGCAACGGUCUUGGCUUUGUGGCAGAUAGCGGCGUGUGGCUCGGCAUUAACAGCAGCGACGGCAGCGGGGGCUUGUCCAGGUCCGACAGCGCGACGACCGCGGCUUCCCCGGCUGGACAGCUGCCUCAGAUGGCGCAGCGCCAGGGCAGCUCCGGGUCACCUGUUGCGCUGCCGCGGUGGCCUUCGGAGUACUUGGCCGGCAACGCCGGUGCAGCGGCAGCUGCAGCUGCGGCAGGAGCUGCUGCGCAGCAGCUGCCCAGCUCUCCGCCGCCUCACCCCUGGUCUCCCGCCACAGCGCGGCAGCAGGGCGCAGGCGGCUCCCCCGGUGCCACAGCAGAGCAAGGCGCCUCCCCGGCUGCAGCGAUGCUGGCGGCGACAGCCCUGGCGAGCGAUGGCGCACUGCUAGCCGCUGCGGGGCUUGCAGGGCUGCGGAGCGGCGGUCCUGUUGCGCCUGCCGGUGCCAAGGCUGAUGGCGGCGGCGCAGCCCUCGUCUUCACAGUUCCCGCCGAGCUGCCGCGCGCCGGCCGACCCGACCUGCCUACCGUACUGGAAGUGGAGGAAGAGAUGCACAUGGUCAAUGGCAGCACCGCCGGCUCGGGUGCUGCCAGCAACGCAGCUACCAGCAGCGGCACAGCGGCCACGGCAGUCGUUACGGGGCCCGGGACGGAUGCCGAUGCACAGCGGGGCGGCGGGCCUGUGUCGCCCUUGCUUACAGAGCACUCGGGCUCAAGCGGUCGGAGCCCGCAGCAGUCGGUGCAUGCGGGCGGCAGUCCUGUGACAGACAGCGCGACGGCAGCCAGUAGCGCCAGCGCCACCGCGCAUGUGGCGGCGGCGGACGAUAGCGCCGAGGCCGCGGCGGCUACAGCCGCUGUGGCGGAGCCGUCAAUUGCCACUGCACCGGGAGCGGGGCCGACGCAGACCAGCGCGCCCGAGGAACAGAGCGGCGCAGCGGAGGUCGCGGCGCCGGACGAUGCGCCGCAGUCUCAGGGGCAUCCAGCAGUCAACGCGAUAGCGACAGCAUCCGCGCCAGUAGUGGAGCGCACUGACCCAGAAAUACAGGCGCUGCCGGUGCCGACGGCGCAAGCAGCUCCUCUUGCCGCGACAGGCCCCGCGGCAGCCGUGGCUGCGGCGGGUGGGACGUCACCGGUGCCGCCGCCGGUGCCGCCGGCACCGGCGCCGCCCCCACGGCCUGCGAUCUUCUCAGCGGCGCUGGGUCGUUUCAUUCGCCCCAGCUUUGGCGUCAAGCAGGAGGCGGCCAUGGCAGAAGCGGAGUCCGUGGCGGCGGCCGCGGCAGCAGGGCUACUGCCGCCGCCCGGCACAGCAACAGCGGGACUGUUCGCACGGCCGAGCUUCGGCAACAGCUUCCUCACAGACUGUCCGCCGGCACCCAUGCUGCCGACGGCGCCAAGCCCCGCGGCCGCGCGUUUCGUGCGACCCUCGGCGGGCAUGCCUGCAACGGACGCGGUUGCGGAGGCGGAGGCCGCGGCCCUGACCGCGACAGGCCUGCAGGAGGCCGCCGCAAGGCUGGCGCAAAGCGGUGGUGGCGUAUCGCGCUUCAUUCGCCCCAGCCUGGGUACAGAGCUGGCUGGCGGCGGCGGCGGCCCUGGCGGUGACGGCGGCGCGCCGUACAUGCUGCCUGGUGGCGGCGCCGGCGGCGCGGGCAUGGUGGUUGUGGGCGGCCAUCUGCCGGCCCUGCCCUCCUACUCGGCCAUGCAGCAGCCCGCCAGUGCCUCUCAGCAGCACCCGUCCAUGGCCAUGGUGGGGCCGCACUCGCUUGCGCCGCCGCCGCCAGCGGUGCCCUUUGCCCGGCCCAACCUGGCUGACAUGGCCGCCUCGGGCACGACCGCCUCCGCUGCCGGCAGCAUGGGCCCUCGCCUGAUGUCCGCCGCCCCCAUGCUGACGACACCCACGGGCCCGCCGCAAAUGCAGCCGCCACAGCCGCCAGUAGCGAUGCACACGCCGAUGCCGCCGCCAGGCCUCUUUGGCGCCGGCGCCGGGCCCAUCACCGCCGCCCUCAACCUGGACCCGGACCAGCCACGCUUCUCCCGCGCAACACAUGGCCGCACGCACGACCCCACCGACCUCACGCCCGACCUCCCGGGGCCCGCCUUCGCCCAGGCAGCCCUCGCCGCGGCUACUGCCGCCGCUCAGCAGCUACCGCCGCCGCCGCCGCCUGUCAUGGAUUCACCAAACAGCGGCUGGGGCGGUGCGCCCUGGUGGGUCGCGCCGGGCCCGGCGCCGAUGGCGGGGCCUGGUGGCCCAGGGCCGUGGGCGCCGGCCGGCGGAAGUGGGUCCGGCACGGAUGGCCUGCCCACCUUUAGUGGCAUUGCAUCGCUGCCGGGCGGGACUGAUUCGGGCUCCAGCUCAAUCCCAUGCUCGUACAACGGGACCCCGCUGAUGCCGGGAUCUGCGGCUGGCGCGCCGGGUGCCACGGGGGCUGCGUACGGCAGCAGCGGCAACGGCUUUGCGUUUGGGCAGGUCAUGGUGGUUCCGUAUUCGGUGGGUGGCGACAGCAGGGGUCCCAGCAGCAGCACGGGCGCCCCUGCCACGCACCGGCCUUGGGGCCCGCAUGGCGGGAGCACCGGCAGCGUGCACGGCGGAAGUGGCUACGGGCUGGCCGGCGGCGUGUUUGGUUCGCCUCUGUCUGUGUCGGGACUGGCGGGCACGAUCCGGCAGCCGGUCAGCCUCGACUACCAGCAGCAACAGCAAGCGCAGCAGCAGUCGUCGCAGCCACGCGAGCAUUUGUCCGGCGGCGUAGACGGUAGUGCACUGGGCGGCCUUGGCCAGACCCUGUCAUGGCGAGGCCGGCGGUCGCGGCUGGGCGUCGUGCCGUCUGCAGGCGCCGCCGGUGCCGGUGUCAGCGCCGCGCCAGGCAGCGGCGGAAACAGCCCUGGUGGGUGGGCUGGCGGCGGCGGCGGCGGGGGCGCUUGGGCCGGGGCGGCCGAGUAUCGCAACGCCGGCGGCCCGCGGACUCGCCGCGGCUCCGCGGGGCCUCGCAGCUGCUCCUACUCGGGCUGGGAGGGCGGGGGCAGCAGCAUCAGUGGGAGCAUGGGUUCAGACGGCUUCGGUGCAGCUGGGUCAUCCGCUUGGCACGCAGGCGCGGCGCCGCCCUACCCCGCCGCGAACUACCCCUCAUCAUGGCUAGGACUGGACACACCGCAGCUCCGCUCUCGCCAAUCGUCGCACCUCGCGCCGCCCGGCCGCUUGGCGGCGGCGGCGACGGCCGCGGCGGCGUCGAUGCUGGUGGCUCGCCUGCCGUCGCCGCAGGCUGGCGCAGCCUUACCAGGAGCAGCCAUCGCAGAUCCCGGCGCGCCCGUUUUUCGGCGCGACGGCUUACUGCAGAUGAUGGCCGGCCACGGCAGCGCUGGCGAACUGGGUGCAUCGGCGCUGGGCCUCGGCUCGCAUCGGUCACGAGACAGCGUGUCUGGAUCGCUGGAUGGCGGUGUCGGUGGAGGCGGGGCCGCGCGACAGACGUCUCCGCAGCCCCGGGUGACGUCGGGAGCCAGCAAGGGCACGGGCAGCAACAUCCUGGAAGCCAUCAAGGCCGCAGUGAUGGGGCGCAAGCACUCGCACGUGCAGCCUGCCGAUAUGGACGGCGGUGCGCCCGGCAGCAGCGCUGCCGCACAGGCAGCUGCGAGCGCUAGCGAGCAGGCAGCUCAGUCCCUCAGCAACAGCCGACGUGAGAGCGCCUCAGGUGACCCAUCCGCCAGCACGCUGUUGGCUGCCGCCGCCGCCACCGAGGGCUCGCCUGUUGUCGCGCACGGUCCCUUUGAGCGACCCAGCCUGCCGCGACUGGAAGUGGAGCUUCAGCGCCAACACAGCGCGGCAGAGGACGAGGCAUUCGCUCUGGCGUUUGAGGCGCCGGAGCUGAUGGAAGCAGCCGCGAGUGGCGUCAGCGGCGGCAGCGCCGGCGCCGGCAGCGGCCUCGGCAGCGGUGCUGGGGGCCUGGUUGGUUUGGGCGGGUUUGGCAGCGGCUUCCGGGCACCGCCGCUGCCGCCGCUGCAUGAGGGUUUGGAGCGGAGCUCGUUUGAGGAGGCUCUGAGGAUGGUGGGCAAAGGCAGCCUGUCGACUGUGCCGGAGUCGGCGUCGGAGGGCGGGCACAGCCGGUGCAGCCUAGCUAGUGUUGCGGCGCUGGACCGCACCUCGGCGACCUCGGCGGGCGGCAGGGCGGGGCAGGCUGCCGGCGGCAGCUCGAGUCACAGCGACGCUGUGGAAAGUGGGGUGGACAGCGGUGCGGUUGAGGCUGCGGCGGCGGCGGCGGAGCCGGCCGUGCCACGCCCGCGCACCGCGGCGCCGGCGCGGAAGGGCUCUGGCGGGCAAAAGACUUCGAGGGGGUCAGGCGCUGGAGGGCCUGCUCAGAUGUCGCGUAUGUCCCGGGACCAGACGGCAGCUAAGAAGUAGCUGUCAGGUACCGGCAGUUUCUUGCCUAUUGAAGAAUACCGUAGCAUGGGUAUGCACUACGAACAACCUUUCGGACAGAGCAUGUUGCGCACCUGCACUGCACGUCUGCACCCGCGUCAAGUUUCCAAAUUUCCAUACCGGUAGGUGUGGGCUGGUCUCCUGGCCCACACCAAUCCAUGCGUUGAAGUUCUGAGAAUUGAUUGGUGCACAACUUAGCAAUUGAGUAGGCGGUGAGAUAUGGAUAUCACGCACUUUACGGUACGGAUACUUGCAGUAGCAGUAGCUGAGUUCCUUAACGUAUGUAUUUCCUUGUGCUGCUCACGAUAUCAUGAUAAGGGCGGCAGACGUUGUCUUUAUUCAUUGUGCGCGUGUGGCGUGUAAUGCGGGGCGGGAGGUGGGGUUCGGACAGCGUGUGCUGACAAUUGCUGUCAUGGUUGCUGAUGAAGAUGCGUGUGUGCAUGAACGCUGCAGCCACGUCACACUUACGUCACGUCGCACUGUCGUGACAGACGCGACAGUGGUUGUGCCUCAGCACCGCCGCAAGAUGAAGCAACCUAAACGGAUUACCGUACAUUUGAU